Molecule: messenger RNA, 897 nt
Organism: Caenorhabditis bovis
Lineage: Eukaryota; Metazoa; Nematoda; Chromadorea; Rhabditida; Rhabditidae
Source: the annotation of a GenBank genome assembly
AUGGUCUUAAAUAUCAAAAGAGCGUCGUCAUUCGAGGGAGUCACGAAUCACUUCGAGGACAUUUUGAAACCGUUCGAUCAUCAGGUUGGUGGCCACACGCCGUUCACGUCAUUCAACAAUGGUCAUCUACUCAAGCCAUGCGAUGAACGCGAGCUCAUAUUCUAUCAGGUGAUGCCCUCGUGUUUGAAAAAGAUCUCGCCAAAGUGCUGCACGACAAUUCAAGGUCCAAUUGUUAGCAACACCCACGAUUGUUGUCCGCAAUGUAAAACGCAACAAUUUGAGAAUGUUGUGAUUCCGGAGAGUAUCGAAGGCUCCCCAAUUCUGAAUAAAAGAAAAUUGUCAAAGAACUUCAUAGUGAUAUCUGAUUUGACUUAUGGAAUGAAGUGCCCUAGGAUACUAGAUUUGAAAUUGGGAACCCGUCAGCAUGGAGAUCACGCAUCAACAGCGAAAGUCGCCUGUAUGACGGCUAAAUGCCAAUCAACCACGUCCGCAAAUUUAGGAAUUCGUUUGUGCGGCAUGAAGCUGAUUAGUCCCGGGAAACACGUGCUCAUCGACAAAUAUGAAGGAAGAUCGAUGAGCGAACAACGACUUGCCGAAGAAAUCCGAUCAUUCUUCGAUGUUUCUCCUGAAAUCGUCGAGGCAGCUCGAAGGAAAAUGAAGCGAAUUAGGGAGGUGUUGUGCGAAUCGGACGGAGUUCGACUUUUUGGAGCUUCUCUUUUAAUAGUGAUAGAAGGAGAUCCGCAUGUUGAAGGCGUCCCACCAGAGAAUCUUGUUCGAAUCCGAGUCGUCGACUUUGCCAACGCCACUUUUCCGGGUUUCCUAGGCGACAAUUUGUAUGAAGGAAUUGAUGAUGGAUCGAUUUUGGGUCUCGACACGAUCGAGAGAUUCCUCAUGUAA